AACACUCGAGCACGUGCUCAACGCGUCGCGCGGCGGACGGCGCGCGAUGGAGCGACGUCAUGGGCGGCCCCGCAGGCACAGCGGUGGCGGCAGGUGGCGGCCCCGUCAUUGCCGUUCCUGGCCAGUUCGUUCAGCUCUCCCCGCCGCCCCACUCAUCCUCCUCACUCUCAACCACGACCUUCACCAUCCCAGCCUCGACGACCUCGCUCUCUAGCACAUCAUGGACGGCGUCCCCGCACACCAACCCGAAGACGCCCCGCCGGCCUACACACAAGUCCCCAUCCACGUCGACCCCAAGCCCGAAGCCCCGCUGGCCACCGCGCCCGACGGCAACCCCGUCCUCGAGUCCGAGGCCAACAUCGUCGCACACACCGUCGAGCUGCCCCCGGACGACGACUCCAGCGCGGACGCCCGUCUCGACCUCAAGGACCCCGACGUGAAGGACAUUGGGUGGAACAAGGACAUGGCACACCUCCCUCCGACCAUCAUGCAUGGGCUGUCCAACGAGGACUUGUUUCUCCUCGUCCGGAGGUUCAACAAGCAAAUCUACCACGUCAAGACGGUUCCGGAGCCCCCGCUCGGCCAGCUCGACCUCGACAUAUCCGAGAACGAGGAGUUCUCGCCUGACAAGCUCCGCGCCCACCUCGAGCGUCUGUACAUGACCGUCAUCAUCAAUAUCGCCGGCUCCGGCAAGCACAUCGCGCGAAUCCGUUCCUGGAAUGAGCCACGGAGGACAGCGGGCUUUUGCGCCGCCUACUUCAUCGCGUGGUGGAGCAAUCUCCUCGGCGCGCUCAUUUGUACGACUCUCAUCGUUCUCAUCCUCCAUCCUCCAUCCCGCAAAUGGCUAUUCCCGCCCGCCCCGCUCGCCGCCGUCAGUGCCACAAGCGGCAACCUCCAGGUCCCUCGCGCAGGCACCAUCGGCAGCAAGGACAGUCUUUCGGGCGCACCCGAGGCACACAAGGGCGAAGCCGUCGAGCAGGAGGCGAACAACUUCGUCUCCGGCGUAGGCUCGUUGGCCCUUGCAACCGCAACGGGCCAGCAGAUUGCCCCCAACGCAAAUCCCGACGACGUCCCCGACGAGAAGCUCGAACAAGCGGAGCAAGAAGACAACGGCGUCGCGGGUGCGUUGCCGGACCCGACGCAGAUCGCCGCAGCGACGAUGGACGCGAAGCACGUCGCGCACGGCUCCAGGACCGACGGCAAGCACGACGCGACCAAGCAGCACGUCGAGAGCGCCAUGUGGGAGAAGGCCCGACCCAUCAUGCGUGCGCUCGCGGACCUCGUGGAUACCUGGGAGCGGUUUGGAAACGUCUUGUCUCCCACCCCUCCCUUCUCGCACACUCCCCGCCUCCGGUUGGCUGCGAUAAUCAUCCCUAUACUCGUCGUGACCACCGCUGUCCCGGCCGCCCUUUUCGUGAAGGGAGGCUCGCUCGUGACGGGCUUCCUCAUGUUCGGACAGCCUCUCAUGACCCACGGCAUUCACUGGCUGAACACCAACUACCCGAACUGGCCAGAGAUGCUCGAGUUGCGAAGGUCGAUCCUCAAGGGCGUUCCGACCAACGCGCAGCUCACUCUCACGAUACUGCGCAUCGCGGAGGCGAGUCACACUCCACUCCCGCCGCCGCCGUCUAUGAGUGUGCCGACGGAGGAGCCCAAGUCGCAUCCCGACGGCGCAAAGGCCGAAGUUGCAGAGUACGCCGACAAUCACCUCGACUUCGACACGUCGAAUUAUGAAAUUGAAGGUGCUAACAGGGCUGAACACGCGAGCGACCACGCCGAGCACGACGGCAAACACAAGGCGAGCAAACUCGCAAAGCUCGUCAAGGGCUCCGCAAAGGCGACUGUCAACAGCGCGAUCGGCGUCGACCACCUCAAGGCGAAGCUCGGUUCGGGCGCAGCGAAACGGCGCCUGGGUGCUGUUCCCAGCGAUAGCCCGGACGUUACCAUCGACGGUCCGACUGGUAGUCGCGUGGGCCUCGGAGACGGGCCUACAACCUAUGCGGCGCGGUACCACGGCAAGCGAGGCUACGUUGUGCUCGUGACAGGUGCCGCGACGCCUUGCGUGUCGUUCGUCUGGGAAAAGGACCUCUCGAAGAACCUCGCCAGCUAUGCCAAGGCGGCCGCAGCAAAGGCGAAGGGUGAGAGCGAACCGGAGGCACCGCCCGCGGUGUUCGCGAUCCCGCUUGCAGAGAUCCUCGGUCUGCGGAAGGUGGGCGGGUAUGGCUGGAAGGGUAAGAUGAUCAUUGGGUUCACCUUGCAGCGGGAGGUGGUGGAUGGCCUCGGGAUCGAGGACAAGGAUGGUAAGACACACUUCCUGACUGCAAUCAAGGGGCGAGAUGAGCUCUUCAACCGGCUGAUUGCUAUUGGUGGACACAAGUGGGAGCAGCUGUAGUGUGUCUGAUGUUGCAUGCAUGUAUACAUUUUAUAGUAGUAAAGGUUGAUUGAUGUGAGGGCUCGUACAAAAUACAAGUGGC
Molecule: messenger RNA, 2474 nt
Organism: Rhodofomes roseus
Lineage: Eukaryota; Fungi; Basidiomycota; Agaricomycetes; Polyporales; Fomitopsidaceae
Exons: 6
Coding region: 221-2392 (723 amino acids)
Source: RefSeq, a predicted model, not a curated record